This is a messenger RNA of Acanthosepion pharaonis, 513 nucleotides long. The record is from the annotation of a GenBank genome assembly. Lineage: Eukaryota; Metazoa; Mollusca; Cephalopoda; Sepiida; Sepiidae.
AUGAGAUGCCAGCUCACUCCUGCAGCUUCCAGUGGCCUGCAGCUUCCAGCGGCCUCCAGCUCACUCCUGCAGCUUCCAGCAGUCUCCAGCUCACGCUUCCAGUGGCCUCCAGCUAACUCCUGCAGCUUCCAGCGACCUCCAGCUCACUCCUGCAGCUUCCAGCAGUCUCCAGCUCACGCUUCCAGCAGCCUCCAGCUCACUCCAACAGCUUCCAGCUCACUCCAACAGCUUCCAGCAGCCUCCAGCUCACUCCAACAGCUUCCGGCAGCCUCCAGCUCACUCCAACAGCUUCCAGCGACCUCCAGCUCACUCCUGUGGCACUUUACUGACGUCCUGCUACCUGUUCCAGUGCUCGUUAACGUCUGGAUACCGUUCCUGAACAAACGACCUCUGUCGUUUUACCAUCCACCGUUCGCAAAUAAAUACACGAUUUCCAUCGCCUACAACGGACCAUCUGCAUUUGUCAUCCUUCUUUGCUAUUGCCAUCUCCUUGCCUUUGCGUCCCCUUUUUAG